CUCCAAGCAGAGGUUACGCUCAGUCGGGCUUGUUUUGGCUGGUUGGCUGGCUAGCAGAGGCGAACAAAAAAGUCUGACGAAAUAGGCAGCUCGAUAAAAAUACGUUCAAAAUCAGCCGGAGUCUAACCUCUGCUCAGAGAGUGCGAUUGCUAUAUACAGGUAGACGGGGCCAAUGGUCAAGCGUUCAAAAAGACAUGGCCAGCAAAAGUGUAUUAACUUAGCCAAAAAAAAGACGGAAAAGGGCCCCAGAGAGCAUGCUAUGGAGGCUAAAUAUCAACAGCAAACGGUAAAGGUCGCCCUCCCUUUCCUAAAUGCUGGUGGCAAUCUCCCACGACCCACCUGAUAACCUGUUGGACGGCUUCUGACACAGGGUGUUGUUUGUAUCGCACAAGCACUGACGAGCAGACAACAUAGUCAGUACCUGCGCAUUCUGGUGUAGUAGGGUGGGACCUUAGCUCGUUCCAACUAAACCUUUCUUCCAAACUUACCGUUAAUGUUAAGCAUGCCAAAUGGCUGUUCAUUAGUUUAGAAGUGAAUCCUUGAGGUGAAAUACAUCAAAAGGGGCGCAACAUGGCGAGACCGGAGUGGAGUGAUUGGGACAAUAAUGACAAGGAGGUUUUGGGUCAUAUAGCUAUGACUCAAGACAACGAGGACAACCAGAGUCUCCAGUGGUUAUUCUCACGUCUUCAGGGAAACCCCACAGUCGACGGAGAAUUUGAUGAGGAAGAGAGGGAAAAACUUCAACUGGAACAGCUGAAAGAAGAGCCCAAGAACUUGCUGUUAGCAGGAGAGGGGCUGUUUUUAGCCCUGCUGUCCGGAGUGAGUUUGUCGAGUUCGUCCAUUUUGGCCCGACUGGCGGCCAACUCAGGAGUGCCUGACAUGCAGGUGGUGUUCUUUAACGAACUGGCGGCGUUUAUACUGUUUGUCCCACUGGUGUUGGCGUGCAGAGGACCCCUUCUGGGAGAGAACUGGAAGCAUACGGGCCUACUUUUUCUCGCAGGUGUCGGUCGCACGUUCGUGACGAUAUGGUUCUACGUGUCGGUGUUCUACAUCCCUCCCGGCAAUAGUUUCGCCAUCCAGCGGGGCGCCACACCGCUGUUCGCCGCUCUCAUGGCGCUUGCCUUCCUCGGGGAGAAGCCCGGAUGCGCCAGCUCCAUCGGCAUCAUCCUCAACCUCAUCGGCGUCGUCUUACUCACACAGGGGCCCAAUUACGGCUGGGAGGAGCUGGACAAGACGCUCGGCAUCACUCCGGGGGAAGAACCGCACGUCUCGCCUGUUCUCAUCGGGAACGCGCUGGCCAUCGUAUCGGCGCUGGGACUCGCGGCGGUUAACGUGGUGAGCCGGGGACAACUCGCCAGCACUCCCCUAUUAACCGUGCUGUUCUGGAUGGAGUCGCUGGGAGUCGCCAUCACGUUACCGCUCAUGUACGUGUUUCCUAAGAAACCCGUGUGGGACCUGGAGGGAAAUGUGUACGGCUACCUCACCGGGGCCGGGUUCAUCUACACGGUCGGCAUCGCGUGUCUGUACCGUAGUCUGAAGCUAGAGAAAACCGCGACUGUGGCCCUCCUGCGCAACGGGAACGUCGUGUUGGCGUAUCUGAUGCAGGUUUUCAUUCUGCAUAUCACACCGGCGGGAAUGGAGAUAGCCGGGGCGGUGUUGGUGCUGAUCAGCACGGCCAUAGCCACCAUGGUCACGUGGCUGCAGAACUGGCGGGAACGCUCGGAGGAGGUGCGGCAGAGACUGGAGGCCGAGCUGGCCGACAGGAAGAGAUCACUGGGGAACGGGAGUUCCCGAAAGAGCCGGACUUCCAGAGGCAGCAACCCGAACAGCAGUAACGUUGUAGAAAAUGACGAACAAAGGGAUUUGCUCAUAGAAAAGUAGGGGAUAUAGUUAGAGAAAUAGCUACACGAAUAUUAAGACUGAAUGCAACUACAGGACUCUUCAAAGACAGUAGAGGCCGAACACAGUGGAUAAUGAUGAUGAUAUAGAACGUUAGCAAAUGACUAGAGGCGAAAGAGGCAACAGACAAUCGGAGUGUCUCCACAUCUACCCUCCAUGUACUAAUAUUUAUUGCGUAACAUCGGGCAUAAGAGCACUUGAAGCUACAUGUAUAUACUUAAUAAUUGACGGAAAAUUUGUGCAGACUUUGUUUUAUAAGGAGCAAAAAUGUAAGGAUUAUAGUUUAACGUGUCUAAUACAGACUAAAAGGAUUUAUUGAAUUCCUUAAGGAGACUUGGUCGCAAGGCAGAUGUUUUGCACUUGCGCCAUCUCAUCUGGUCAGAUACUAAAUGUCAAGAUUAAACUCGAACACGCUUCCGUA
Molecule: messenger RNA, 2320 nt
Organism: Branchiostoma floridae (Florida lancelet)
Lineage: Eukaryota; Metazoa; Chordata; Leptocardii; Amphioxiformes; Branchiostomatidae
Product: solute carrier family 35 member G2-like
Exons: 2
Coding region: 571-1881 (436 amino acids)
Cellular component (GO): membrane
Source: RefSeq, a predicted model, not a curated record